Messenger RNA from Colletotrichum gloeosporioides, 3492 nucleotides. RefSeq lists its product as uncharacterized. The coding region runs from base 1 to 3492 and encodes 1163 amino acids. The transcript has 3 exons. The record is from RefSeq and is a predicted model, not a curated record. NCBI's taxonomy places the organism in Eukaryota, Fungi, Ascomycota, Sordariomycetes, Glomerellales, Glomerellaceae.
AUGGAUGAUGGGGAUUGGGACGAGUUCUGGGCGGAGCUCGACAUCGAUCCCGACAAUGACUUGAAAAGCUCUCUGGAAUUCGAUCCAUUCUCACUUGAGGAGUGCCAUAGGGUCGACAGCGAAAAUAUAUUCUACCAGCCCUUGGCAGAGGACGAGAUCCGCUUGCUCACCGUCUGGCCUGGGUCCUUUGGCGAUGCAGUCCGUUGCAGCCUCGCUGUCACGACAACGACUCGGGGCUAUGAGGAGUACGAUGCCAUCUCUUACACUUGGGCAGGCGACGACGAUAUCAUUGACAAGUCCGGCCGGGUCUCUAUUGCUUCGGAAGAUUUCCCAGUCACUCCGAACUGCGAGGCCGUACUCAGGCGGGUUCGGCAAGAAUGGACACCGAGGAUAGUGUGGAUCGACGCUAUCUGCGUCAACCAGGAUGAUCUUCACGAACGAGGACGCCAAGUCAGCUUGAUGCCGCAGAUAUACUCACGCGCACGAGAAGUCAUCAUCUAUGUGGGAGAGGCAACUAGUGAUAUACCGGCACUGUUCAAACACCUCACCUGGGCUCAGCACAACUCGACGCCGGGCAACCGAGAAGAGACCCAGGAAGCUUUGGUGAGAUUCCUCAGUCGUCGGUACUUUUCGCGGGCGUGGGUCAUCCAAGAAGUUGCACUGGCAAGACAGGCAACUCUCAUUUGCGGAAGCCACACAUUGUCAUGGUCGUUGGUCCACGUGAACAACUUGGCCGCUCGCGGUCUUUUAUCAGGCUUAGUAUCAGAGGACGGGAGAAUACCACGAUUGCAAGCGCUACCUCCAGUAAUCCAGUUCAAGGCGCCGGCCUUUAGAACCACCGGCGACCUCCUCCGCCUCCUGGACUUAGCUCGUAACAGUCGGGCAGCAGAUCCACGCGACAAGGUCUUUGCCGUAUUCGGGUUGAUCACCUGCCCUGAGAGCGAGGGCUUUUCAGCAGACUACACCAAAACACCCGCAGAGGUCUUCACAUCGACUGCUCUAUGGAUAGCUCAGAGGUUCGGCCUGCCGGCCCUUCUUGCGAGGGCUGUCGAUGUUGUCCGGCGUGUGCCUGUGAGCGAGGCAGUCGUAUUGGAUUCAGCAUGGAUACCCAACUGGACGGAGGACACAUUCCAAAGUCCGGACUCGUUGAUUCCUCAGCUCAGGAGAGAGUAUCGCUCGGUGUCUAAGGUGGCAGGGUUGCCGAUUACGGUGUCCCAGAGAGACCCCGGCGCGAUCCGGUUCCCUACAUUCAAACUUGGACGCAUUAUUGACGAAAUUUUGGCGUACGACAAAGAAUCCUACGAGUCGUUCUCCAAAAAUGUGAUAGGUCGAGCGAAGGAUGUGCAUAUUCCUCCCCCGCCAUGGGUGUUUAAGAUCUUUGGCGACUAUAUCGAUGGGAGGAGAACUGCCGAGACGUAUUCAUUCGUAUUUCUAAGGAACGACAGAGAUUUCCCUGGUCUGGCGAGCGAGGCGUAUUCACGGUGUGACAAUGGCUUUCCGAUCACGUUCAAGACUUUAGAGGCUUACGCGGGCUGGAACAAGGCCAACAUUUACCUUUUGCCAGAGCCAGACGACUACGGGAAGUUUCAAUUUACCCACCCGGGAACUGUCUCCGUCUUUGCGAACGGGAAAUCCCUCACGUGGCUCCAUGAGAGACCGAACGGGAGGACAACGAGGGGCAGAUUCAGCAAGUAUGCAGUUUUCUGCGCGGCCGAUGGGGUUGAUGGGCCAGAGCGAAUACAAGGACUUUUGUACAUGGAUGGGACUUCCCACAAAGGCGUAUGGAAAACGGGAGAAUUUACACUGGACGUUUUUACCAAUGGCGGCAUUUCAAGUUGCUUAAGCUGUGGCUCCGUUCAGACCGAACCGGAUCUAUCGUCAUCUGGUGAUGAGGACAUCUACCACAACAUCUACCAGACUCUGAACAACACGAAAGAUAUACGGCUUCUCACUUUGGAACCUGGUGAAUACGAAGACCCACUCAAUGGAAAUCUUCACCUGACGACCACCUCCGGCUUCCUGCGAUACGAUGCCAUAUCUUACACCUGGGGCGGUGAAGACGAACAAAUGGAACGCAGCGGAUCCAUUAUGCUGAACUCUCGAAGGUUUCUAGUGACACCGAACUGUGAAGCAGCUUUGAGGCGUGUUAGAAGCCAGGGUAGCAAAAAAACCAUUUGGAUCGACGCUAUUUGUAUCAACCAAGAUGACCUGCAGGAGAGGGGCCAUCAAGUACGCCUGAUGCAGCAAAUCUACUCUCGCGCGGACCAUGUGCUUGUCUACCUUGGUGAGUCGAGUCCCAAAGAGGAUGACUUGCUGAACUUCCUUUCUGGCCAAUCUCUGCGGGUAUCUGAGGACACCGAUCUGCAUCUACUACUGCAGGCGGCGUUAUGUAGGCUCUUCAGACGACGAUAUUUCUCUCGAGUCUGGGUCCUCCAGGAAGUUGCUUUGGCGAGACAGGCAACACUUAUUUGUGGAAGACACUCAAUACCAUGGUCUCUGAUGGAGAUUCCUAGACUGGGUCACAUCGGAUUAUUGGAUUAUUCAAAAGACGAUGGAUACUUCCUGGGCAUAUCCGGCCUGGACCGACUGCCUCCGGUCCUGGAACUUCGCGCGCCCGCGUACGGGAACCCCAAGGGGCUGCUUGGGCUGUUGGAGGCAACUCUUGGCAGCCGGGCAUCGGACCCACGGGACAAAGUCUUCGCACUUUUCGGCUUGCUGACUUGCCCAGAGAGCGACGGGCUUGUGGCUGAUUAUACGAAAACGACGGCAGAGGUAUACACGUCAGUCGCUAUCUGGAUCGCACAAAACUUCGGCCUGCCGUCAUUACUCAGCAGAACCUGCGUUCUGCAGCAGCGUCUAGCUGUCGAGCAUCAGUUACCACAAUGGGUACCUAACUGGGCGUAUGAUGGCCUCCAGCGGCUGGACUGGGGGCUGACGUACGAGCAAGAAUCAGAGGGGCUAGCUAGGCUGCCUGUGUCUGUAUGCAUGCGAGACACCACUGCAAUCAAGUUUCCUGCGCUUCUAAUGGGAACAGCUGCUCAAGUAUUGCUCCUCGAAAACCUCACCGACUAUUCAGUCUUUGUACCUACUCCCAGCACCGACGGGAAUUGCUUUAGCGCAAUGAGCAGGGAGUUUUUGAUCAAGACAAUGGGCAGGCUGUAUAGAACGAAGGCAUCAGGGGAGGAUUAUAUAACUAAGGCGAUGGGCAAAGAAUAUUACGUGACCUGGAACGGCCCUUUCAUCCAUUUUAUACAUCUGAAUUACGGCGUAAAUAGACAGAAGACAGAUGACGGCCAAGCACACGAACAGGACGGGCCUAGCCACUCAGCAAUCGCCGAGGAUACCACGGAGGUUAACUCAUGGAUCAGAGAUCUGGUCUAUCUCAUUCCACAGCCACGCGAUGAUGGAUUUGAUUUCACUGAGCCAGGCUGUUAUGCUGCUCGGAACAUCAUGAGGGUGGUAGCACCCGAAUUUAUUUGCGCGGGUUGUUGA